GAGAGAGGCUGGGGCAGAGGCGGCCGGAGCGGCUGAGGGAGCGCGAGCGGCGCGGGGGGGGGGCCCUGUCGGCGACAGCGGCGACAGCGGCGACAGGAGCGGCGACAGCGACAGCGGCGGGUCCCAGCGCCUCGCGGCCCGGCGCUCCCCCGCUCCUCUCGGCGCCGGGCGGCCCCGGCCCGCGGCGGCGGCGCUGACAGCCCGCCCGGAGCCCCGGGGGCGGCCGCGGCCACCAUGUCGUCCCCCAGCCCGGGCAAGAGGCGGAUGGACACCGACGUGGUCAAGCUGAUUGAGAGCAAACACGAGGUCACCAUCUUAGGAGGACUCAAUGAAUUUGUCGUCAAGUUUUAUGGACCACAAGGAACACCAUAUGAAGGUGGAGUAUGGAAAGUUAGAGUCGACCUUCCUGACAAAUACCCCUUCAAAUCCCCAUCUAUAGGAUUCAUGAAUAAAAUCUUCCAUCCCAACAUUGAUGAAGCGUCAGGAACUGUAUGUCUAGAUGUAAUCAAUCAGACUUGGACAGCUCUCUAUGAUCUCACCAAUAUAUUUGAGUCCUUCCUGCCCCAGCUGCUGGCUUAUCCCAAUCCUAUAGAUCCUCUAAAUGGAGAUGCUGCAGCCAUGUACCUCCACCGACCAGAAGAGUACAAACAGAAAAUUAAAGAAUACAUCCAGAAAUAUGCAACAGAAGAAGCACUAAAGGAGCAGGAAGAAGGCACUGGGGACAGCUCCUCUGAGAGCUCCAUGUCUGACUUCUCUGAAGAUGAGGCUCAGGACAUGGAGUUGUAGUAGAGGCCACCUGCUUUUCAGAGACACUCUAAUUUCCUAACCAUGAGAAGCAGACUAUAAUAUUCAUAUUUAAACAAAGCAAUUUUUUUUAUUACUAAACAAGGUUUUUAUGAAUUAUAGCAUUGAUAUAUAUAUAUACAUAUAUAUAUAUCACCCUUUAGAAUCUUGAUUUUUCUCAGUCAUUUCCCAAUUUCUUUUUUUUUUUUUUUUUUUUUUUUUUUUUGUGUCCCAAGGUGCAUUUAGAGUAUUCCCAACAUUCCAUUCUGGUAGCAAUAUGCAGCCUGGAUGCAUGCAUUGAGAUUUUUUUUUUUUUUUUUUUGUGUGCUGCCCUGGGAGGGAGGGAAUAAUAACAAAAAAAAAAAAAAAAAAAAAAAAAAAAGAAAAAAGAGAGAAAACAAACAAAAAUCCAAACAGAGCAGAAAAAAAAAAAAAGAGGGAUUUGCUGUUGGAUGGAGGUUUCCAGCUGGGAUGGUGGAAUUUAAAACCUUGGGGGUGCUAGAGCUGUGUAGGGAUGGAAGGGGCUCCUCUAGGCUGUGUUUGAAAAGAAAAAAAAAUGAGAUUUAAGUAAAGAACAAAUGGAAAUGAGUGGAGCUGCUGGGAGCACCAGAUCUGGAGAGUGAGAAUUUCAGUUCUGCUGUGGACUCCUCCUGCACUGCUGCAUUCCUGGGGAGUCUGGAGAAGUCUGGAGAAGUUUGGAGAAGUUUGGAGAAGUUGGAUGCUGUUCCUGCCCUGCUGUGCAUCAGGAGCUGUUCCCUUGCUGGAAGGUUGGAGCCACUGGGAUCCCUGAGCACCUGGAAUUCAAAAUUCAAACAUUCAAACUCUUCUCUGUCCCACUUUGGAACCUCCAAUGGCUUCCAGUUGGCUUUAUUAUUAUUAUUAUUAUUAAUUAUAUUAUUAUUAUUUUUUAUUUUUCUUUCUUUCCUCCUCCCUCUUUUGCUGGAAAUCUGGUUCAGAGCUGACAAACACUCUCUGUGUGUCCUGGGAAUUCUCUCUGACCAGAUGGAUUUGCCUCACCAGAGCUUCAGAUCCAUGGAUCCAUCAGCACUGAUUUUCAUUUUCUUCUUUUUUUUUUAAAUUUUAUUUUAUUUUUAAAAUCUUUCUUUCCUCCUCCCCUUCUGCACCACUUUGGUUUUCAUCUGCUUGUGUGUGUACAAAAGGAUAAAAAUUCCUUAAGGGUUAAGAAUAUGAUCUAGAGAACAAAAAUUCCUGAAGAGUUGAAAAUAUGAUCUAGAAAACAAACAAACAAAAAAAAACAACACACACACAAAAUUUGAACUGAAUAAAAAAAAAAAAAGAAAAAAAGCCUAAAAAGCACCAACUGAGGAAGCAAAUGAAUUCACUCUGGGUUUUUGUUGGUUGGUUUGGUUUUUUUUGUUUUGUUUUGAUUUUUUUUUCCUCCAGGAUGUUUGGGAAUUGGAAUGUUGGAUUUCUCCUGGUGUCUUGCAGCAAGCUGAGAGAUUUUUCUUUUUUUUUUUUUUUUUUUUUUUUUUGGCUGUUGUUCCUGGAAAUCUGAUGAGUAAAUGUCUCCUUGGGAUGCUGGGAUACUUGAAUUGGGAUAAUUGUGCAUCAGAGAUUCAAACUGAGAUGGAUUUUUAAAGCUGAAUGUUACCUGCUGUUUUCUUUUGGGGAUUUUGCAGAGGGGUUUGGACAAAAUCUUUUCAUUUGUGAUGCAGGAAAAGAAAAAAAAAAAAAAUCAACCCACCCUGAGCAACUCUGAAGCAGAGUUUUGAAUGUCAGACUGGUACAUUUGUCAUUUUCCCAGAACUCUUGGGGUUUGUUCCUUUUCCUUCCCACCCACUUGGGGCUGGGACAUCCCAUCCCAUCUCCAUUCAUGAAGCACAAUCAGUUUCUUUCCUUUCUGUUGCUUUUGAGGGGGAGGAGGGAGGGAGAAAACACCAAAAAAACAAAACUCCAUCAAGUCCCACUUGGCUUUGGCAUGAUUUUCCUUAAUAAAAACCUACCUUGGAUUUCCUUUCUGUUAA
Messenger RNA from Oenanthe melanoleuca, 2768 nucleotides. RefSeq names its product ubiquitin conjugating enzyme E2 H (gene UBE2H). Gene Ontology annotation, molecular function: ubiquitin conjugating enzyme activity. NCBI's taxonomy places the organism in Eukaryota, Metazoa, Chordata, Aves, Passeriformes, Muscicapidae. The record is from RefSeq and is a predicted model, not a curated record. The transcript is spliced from 7 exons. Gene Ontology annotation, biological process: protein polyubiquitination; ubiquitin-dependent protein catabolic process. Gene Ontology annotation, cellular component: nucleus. The coding region runs from base 235 to 786 and encodes 183 amino acids.